This is a messenger RNA of Colletotrichum truncatum, 285 nucleotides long. RefSeq lists its product as uncharacterized. Lineage: Eukaryota; Fungi; Ascomycota; Sordariomycetes; Glomerellales; Glomerellaceae. The record is from RefSeq and is a predicted model, not a curated record.
AUGCCCCUCAGUUCGGCAUAUGGUUAUCGCAGGGCUACGUCCUAUUAUCGCGCGCCAUCCCGAGUCACGACGAUUAAGUGGAGUCAACCGCAAGCACCUCCGGCCGAGGGGAACCCGAGACAUGGGGACAAGGACACAAAAAGCACAAGGCACGAGACGCCCCUCGAGGAUUUCUCGGAAACCUUCGGCGCGGUGUGCAGCGAGGACGUCGGCCAGUCCCUCACUGGUAAGGCCUACCUUGAGAUAGAUCAUGCCGCCACCAUGGUGGAUGCUACGGGCUGUUGA